Molecule: messenger RNA, 11282 nt
Organism: Anas platyrhynchos (mallard)
Lineage: Eukaryota; Metazoa; Chordata; Aves; Anseriformes; Anatidae
Gene: LACTB
Product: lactamase beta
Biological process (GO): regulation of lipid metabolic process; proteolysis
Cellular component (GO): mitochondrion
Molecular function (GO): peptidase activity
Source: RefSeq, a predicted model, not a curated record
GCGUCACCAUCCCUGGAGGUCUUUAAAAGAUGUUUAGGUGUAGAGCUCAGUGAUAUGGUUUAGUGGAGGACUGGUUAGUGUUAGGUCAGAGGCUGGACUUGGUGAUCUUGGAGGUCUCUUCCAACCUAGCUUGAUUAUGUGAUACAGGGGAUUGUGCCAUUUUAGCUCAGUUGUUCCAAAGAAGUUCCUUUUACCAAACCAGACAAGUGCAUAUACAACUGUGACCAUACACAUACAUGGCGUAUAUAUACAACUAAGGCCUACCCAUUUGACUAACCCUUAAUCAAACAGUUCCAUUAGAGCAAAGUCUCACUCUUGUAGGAUUGAGCUUUACAGAGUCAUUGCACACUAGGAAGUUCUCUCUAGAGUCAAAACUGCUGGGUCAUUAGCUGCUGUGACCAUUUAGUGUGUAGGUAUAAAAAAUAAACAGCUGUCCCCAGCUAGGAUUGCAAUUCUGUAUUUCAGUUUCUACAGAAAGAGACUGAUGCUCAAAGGUGCUAAGCAUGUAGCAGUUUAUGCUGGUCUCAGUAGGACACCCAGAUGCUGUAUUAAAAGUGAAAGGUUUCAGAAUCCCUAUUUGAAAUACAGUAAACCCAGUAAGCUCUGACAUUUGUUGUCCCAGUUCCUCUUUUCCCCGUGUCUGUUUUGCCUUUGAGGCAAUAAUGAAAGAAUUACUCUCUGUACUUCAGUUCAAUAGCAAAACUUAAGUAUGUCCCUUUGUUUCAGUUACUAAUAUAUUUCUCAAAUGAAGUGGGGAUUUCCCUUAGUUUCUGUUUUGUUUUCCUGUUUGAGAAUUUACAAAAACACCAGCUAUCCAUAUAUGAAAUGUUUUUUACUCACACCUGUUGUUUAAACUUGACAGGCACCAAGUCAUGUAGAAGCUUGUUAGAUCUCAUUACACCACUUGGAAAAAAAUGUUAUUAAGUAGAGCACAGCUUCCCCUUCAGCCUCAGUACUAAGCUUGAUCCUCUUCUGAUGCUUUCAUCAAUAUCAUGAAACCUUCCCACUACAAGAUUAUUGUUGCCAGAGACAAUGGCAUGAAACAAAUCCAGCUGAGUGGCAGACAUUAAAAUGAGGGUACAGGUAGUAAAACUGUUCUUUUUUUAUUGUUAAUCACACUUUGAAGUAUAACUGUAAGUUAAGUAUGUGUGUGUGCAGGUGUACAUGGCAUACACUGCCGUAUGCCAGAUAGUAUAUAUAGCACCUAAAACAGGGAACUGUUCUGUGCUGAUGGCAUGUUCUGAUUUAGUUCAAGGUCAAAGAAAAUAAAUUAUAGUAUUUCCAACUCAAGCAGUUGAUCAGUUUUUCCAAGUGGCAGGAGGGACAAACUAUCCCCCACUUGGUGCUUACUGCAGAAGUCAGUCAUCCCAGGUAGUUGUCUUCCCUCAAUAGUGAAGUUUCUAAAAUGGUCUUAGCUGUUUUGCAUAGCUCUGCAUGCAGAAGGAGGUACAAAAAUACCUACUUGAGUUUUUGCAGUGAUCCUGAUGCAGCACAAAUCUGUGCAAAAUCAAUUGACUUGAUGUACAGUUAUCUUACAUGUUUAAAAAGGAGUAGAAUAAAAUACCUUCUCACUGAUCUGUGUAGCAUUUAAUAAUUGUGCAUUUACAGAUCUACAGAGAAGCUCUUUCAAAACAUGUCUCAGCUUGGGAACAAUGAUAUGAAGUAAAAGAAUGGAGUCUGUAUGGUAUGCAUGGACUUGUUCCCGUAAGAAUAUGCAAGGCCAGUGCCAAAUGCCUCCACCCAAAUAUCUUAGAUGUUACUAAUUUGAUAAGAGUCUUUUUCCUGUUUUUGACUAGCCUAUGCAGUUUGAGUUAUCUGUGCUCAGUUCUCACGAAGAGUGUUUUUAGUGGCACAGGAGAUGUCUGCAGAGCAAAGAGCAAAAUGAAGGUGUAAUUGCAGCACAGGUAGGUGAAACCACACAAAAAUUGAUAGUCAUAGCAGUGAAUGUGUGGAAAAUGGGAUAGAAGCCAGCAUGCACAUAUAGCUAGAUGAGUGUUUUUUGUGAACUGCAGAGAAGCAUUUGCUUUUUACAGGUAAAAAUACAUGCUGUAUCUUCAAAUAAGGGAGGGUUUGGAAAAAUUGCUAGAACAGAUACUGAGAAAAAUCAACUCUUCCGUCUAGAAGGACAGAUAAAGAUAGUAAAUGCAAGUCAGGACUGUGUUGUUCAUACAGGGAUGUGUAUGACAAUUCAUGUAGAUCUGGAAACAUUUUUUCCUCCUGUUGCUCUGUUUGACAAAGGAAUUGUGCCUGUUCUUCCUUACUUGUAGAUACGUGCUGUGGAGGUGGCACUCGACCAUGGCACUUGAGCAUGACUGAAUGGUCAGCUGCUCUCCCCAGUAAGUCAGGCAAUGUAAGGCAGUCACAGUUCUCACUGCCACGCUUCUUCAUGCAUAGUUGUCUGGGACUUGUUCAUUUUAUUGAGGUUUUUAUUUUGUGGAGGAGUGGAGAAGAAGUACUUAUUACCCAAUUGUGAGGAGAUCCUUUUAGAGCAAGCUGGAAAGCUUUCCUAAGUGCAUGUACUUUAUAAUUGUUUAUUUGGGCAUUUUGAGAAUCAGAAUCAUACUUUAGGGUUAAUAUGCUUAAUUCUUCAGGUGUUUUACACCUUCUGUGGGUGUUUUUUUGUUUUUUUUUUUUUUGUUUGUUUUUUUUUUUAAGCAACCUAUUUCAGUUUGAAAAGGUAUGUCUGGAAAAGUUGAAGGCAGUGAUGCUGUCUGGUACCCAUUGCAUUCAUGUGGACAGUGGUCAUGAAAGACAAUGUUUUCCAUGGUAUAUUGUAUGUCUACCCAUAGAGUGGAGAGAGAAGCUGGAGAGGGUUAAAAGAUUAUACACAGCAACUGAAUUUUUAAUGAUAAAUGUGAAGUCAUUCUCAGGGAUGAAAUUGUUUAUUCCUCUCUGGAGGAGAACUUCAGGAAAAACAGGAAACAAUUCUAUGUGGUUUCUUGUGUUGUUUUUUGUUGUUGUUGUUGCUGUUGUCAUUGUUUUUUUUACACUGAUAUUUUUCCCAAAUGUUCCUUCAUUGCUUAUUUUCAGCUGAUGACAAUUUUUUUUCCUCUGAGUCCCAAGAGGUUUAAAGCAGGCUUUGAAUUGCAAGUAUGAGGAAAUCACCCCUGAGAAACUGGAGCUUCAAAACUAAUGUUUCUGCUAAGAAGAAAGAAAAAGAAAUGUGUGUGCCCUUUGGAUGGUCUGUAAUUCCAGCACAGCCUUUUCAGCAUUCCUUUCCCUGACAUGCGAAGUAUUUCCCAGGCUCCAUCCUGUUUCUAGGAUCUCUGUCAGACUGCAUGCAACUCAUAAAACAAAGGAAGUAGCAAUGUGGCACUAUAAAACUUUCAUUUUCUAUUUUAUUGAAAGUAAAUAAUUCCCAAGUGACACAUCCUCAGCGCACAGAAAAAUUGAGUACAUUAAGGAGAGUUACAUUUCUUUUAUGGUGUGUGUAAAAGGCAAACAACAACAAAAAGCAGUGGCCAACCUGUAGUACUGUGUAUAAGUCCAGGUGUAUGAGUGCUGCUUAGAAGGCAGGACCAGUCACCGGGCUCCUGGUUGGGCUUGGGGACCACCACUGCUGCUGCUUUGUUUGUUUGUGAUGGGGACAUUGGGUACGGCAGAGCUGUGCUGCUGGUCUGAUGAUAGCAUGAUCAGUGCUACUAACUGAACUCCUCAAGGAAUAAAGAUAAAUGUCUGAAUCAUAGUUCAAACACAGCUGAAGAUAAGCACAUUGGUCUCUGUGUCUAAAAACCCCAUGUUUUUAAUGCUAUUUUUUCUCUUGCUUCAGACAUCUUUUGAAUGUUUCAAGAUUUGUUCCUGAUUAAUGUUUGUGGGCUAAGUUGUUGGAGAAUUCACCAACUCAUGAUCUUAGUUGAAUAAAAAAAAAAAAAAGCUCAGAGAAGACUUUUAAUCUUAGCAUCAAACUGUAAGUACACACCUAUUUACAUAUGUGUUCAGGAAGAGAUGCCUGGUUUUUGGCUGGGUCUAACUGUUUUCGUGUUAAGGUAAUGGUACAUGUACUGUAAUCAGGCAGUUGUUACCUUACUUUGUAAACAAAUAAUAUCCCGAGAACUGCUUACUGACCAAGAGCAAGCAAAUAAUGUAAAUGGGUGAGGACUCUAUAAGAGCAACUCUGUUCUUUAAGACCAUGACAACCACGAGAGAUCCAACUAGUGGAACUGUCCCUUUUGCUAGGUGGUUAAACUAAUAAAGUUUCUUACUGCCAUCUGCUGUAUGAAUGCGUCAAAACAGAGGGAAAUAAAAAUUGUCUUGGUUCUCAAAUAAAUGAAAAUGCUUCUGAAAAAGAGAGAAAUCAGAGCUUGAUUUCUGUCUAUACCUAAUGUUCCUCUUAUUUGUCAUCUUUACAGAGUUAGAUUUUUUUAAAAUCAUCUUUAGAAACAUUAUAUGAUCAAGGGAAUCAUUAUCCCUUGACUUUGUAUCUUCCAUCAACAUCAACUUCACCUAUAUCUCUGUACGUGUAUAUAGAUGACUUAUUUAAUUGCUGCUUUCCUGUUUUUCUUCAUUUUAUCGGACACAAAUGCAGAUUAAUUUUUUGACAAUUUUAGGUUUUGCCUGCUAUUUUCCAUGUGAUUCAGUAUUUUUAGAUCUAGAAGUUAAUAGUUUAAGUCUUUACAAAACUUAAAAUCUCAGGAGAUUAAUGAAAAAUUUCUAUUGCUAUUAGUGAGUGUAGAGACUUGUCAACACCUUAGAACGUUACCAAGAUACAACAGAUAAGGGCAGGCCAUCUUGUGCUUCUGGAUUUAAUGCAAAACUGCACUAAAGCAAUCAGAAUAAUGACAAGAUCUAUUUCUGGCUUAGGCAUAUUCAAAAGUGUGGUGUCAAAGUUUUCCUGCUAAGCAGGUUAAUUAAGAAUUAAGAGAAUCAUCCUGCUGCAAAAUGCUAUCUGGGACAUUUUUGCUGGGUGCAGCAAAAAUGAUUUACUAGAAAGCAAAUACAGCAUCUUGGACCAUUUGAGUAUGAAUUUGUACCAUGAUAAACAACUGCAUUUUACUGAGAAACAGUAAUGAGAAUAAAUGCCUGCAGUGAAGUGUGGAUUAUCUGGUGUACAUUUGACUUCAUACAUGAAAGCUAUUUAGCCUGACUUCUUGCAGCAUUCUGCGUUUUUUUGAGAUCAGCAGACGUGAAGAAGGAUAUCAUAUGCCUUAGGUUAGCAUCUCAGAAAUUUCUUAUAGCAUAACGUAUGCAGAGUUCUAGGACAGGUUACCCACUUUUGCUUACAACUCCUUUUUUUUUUUUGUUUUUUUUUUUUCCAUUUAUAAGCAUUUUUAUUUGUUGUCAACAUUUAUAACAUUCAGGGAGUGGUCCUAUUAAAGAUUGUUAGCUGAUGUUCAACAAUCCUGUAACAGGUAUAUGUGUCUUUUAUUGUCUUGAUACUCCAGAAAAGCUCCACGAGAGAAAUGGCAAAGCAAUGCACAAUCCACUAAACUGGAUGCUGGGUUUGCAGCACAAGGACUUUUCUGCAUUGCUAUGUAAUGGUAAUCCUGGUCAAUCUAGUUUGUAUUUGCAAGGUUUAAGGUCUUAUAACAGUCUAGUUAAAGGCAUUCUCUUAAAAGGACUCACUUUGAACAGCUGAAACCAAAGGUCACUCUGAUCAUCACUCCGAUCAUUUCUCAGCUGUUUGUACACCUCUGCAUUUUCCGAAGUAUGUCAGGGGCCCAGCUACUUUCAGUAUCAGCCUAAGGAUUUUCUACACAUCAUGGACAAUAUCGUAUAACAUCAUGGGAAUUUGGGACUAUAUUGUAUAAAUCAGUCCCUCACUCCUUCCCUAUUGCAUUUGACUCUUGGUCUGGGUAGUCUACUAUUGUAAAGAGCAGUAAUAAGUGAUUUAAAAAAAAAGACUGAAAUGUUAAUUGAAGGAGGGAACCUAACAUCAUCUGCUGUAAUUAGUAAUUUCACAGCACUGUUGUAUAGGAAGGUAUAUGACUGAGUAUCUUCAUGCUAACAAAGAUGUUUUGAUAACUUGGUUAGAGAUGUGGACUAACAAUUCCACAAACACUGUUGAGUGGUUAUGGAUUUGCCUUUGCACUAGGCAUUUAAACUCCCCUUAAUUGCUAAUGAAGGGCUCCUCUGAGGAUCCCAAAUCUGCAGACUCAUCCACUUGGCAAAACUCAUAAGAGGCCUGGUUAUUGGACGGGGCUUGCAUCUAGCUGAUAUGUACAAUAUAUCAAUCACAAGCUGCUGAUACACUGAAAAUCCUCCUGCUUUCGUGAGUAAUAAAUAAUAUGAUUUGGUCACCAUUUGGUCCAAUUUGCUAUUAAGACAACAUUCAGAUCAUUAGAAAGACAGCUAUUAAAAGUUUAUUGGCAAGCAGUAUGGAACAAGUUUAGAGGAAACUUGUCUGAAAUACUUUAAAAGUGUAAUUUGGAGGACACUUGGCAUGUCUCUCUAGUCUUUGAGCAACUACAUCGAAAACCCAGCUCUCAAUGCUGUUAGCACUGUCGUAGACUGAAACUUGAUUCUAAACCUGGCAUUUGGAAAGUCUACGUUUGUUGGUAAUUUCUUAUUAAUUUAGAUUAAAUCGCCCAUCUAGCAAACGUUUUAUCUCGGCGUUACGUCCUGUGAGGAGGGGCCGAGGGCCCCUGGUCUGCCCAGCCUGGCCAAGAGGCUGAGGGGGACCUGGCGGCUCCCCGCAGCUCCCUGAGGCGGGCAGCGGGGCCGCCCUCCUCCCGCCCUUUCUCCGCCCGCUUUCCUGCCCUAGUCCGGCGGCGGGGCCGGGCUGGGGAGCGGCCCUGAGGGGCAGGGCGGGCGCGGCGGCCCCGCCGGGGCUCGACGCGUUCGGAGCGCGGCCGAGCGAGCGCUCGGGAGCGGCUGGAGCCGCCUGCGCCGGGGCGGGCCGGGGCGGGGAGGCGCCGCCAUGUACGGGCUGGCGCGGGCCCUGCGGCGGGCGGCGGCCCCCGGGCGGCUGGCGGCGGCCGGGCGAGGGGGCGGCGGCGCCGGGGGACGGCCCUGGGGCUGGGGGCUGGCGCUGGGGUUGGCGCUAGGGGUGAAGGUGCCGGCGGGGUGCGAGGCCGGCGGCGGGCAGGAGGAGGAGGAGGCGAUGCCGGCGUCGUCCCCUCGGGGCUUCGGCGCGGCCAUCGAGAGGAGCCGAGACCUGCUGCGGAGGAUCAAGGAUGAAGCAGGAAUCCCAGGUAUACUGGUUGGAGUCUCUGUAGAUGGCAAGGAAGUCUGGUCAGAAGGUUUGGGUUAUGCUGAUGUGGAGAAUCGUGUUUUAUGUAAGCCAGAGACGAUCAUGCGAAUUGCUAGUAUUAGCAAGUGUCUUACCAUGAUGGCCAUUGCUAAAUUGUGGGAAGAGGGGAAACUGGACCUAGAUGCUCCAGUGCAGAAAUACGUCCCUGAAUUUCCAGAAAAGGUCUACGAGGGUGAAAAGGUCACUAUUACUACAAGACUGUUAGUUUCACACCUGAGUGGGAUUCGUCACUAUGAAAAAGAUAUUGCAAAAGUAAAGGAAGAAAAGGAAAAGGCAAACAGAGCAUUGAAACUAACAAAACCCAAUCAGGAUAAAGAACAAAAAGAGAAGGAUGGUAAAGGCAUUGAAAAAACUGAUUCUGUCAAACCAAAGAAAGAACAUGAAGGUGAAGUAAAAAGCCGAAAUUCAAAACCUGGCAAGAGAGACAAGGAAUUUGAGCAAGAAGAGUAUUAUUUGAAGGAAAAAUUUGAAAGUGUGAUCGAAUCACUGAAAAUAUUUAAAAAUGAUCCUUUAUUCUUCAAACCAGGUAGUCAGUUCUUGUAUUCAACAUAUGGCUUCACCCUCUUAAGUGCUGUUGUGGAGAGAGUUUCGGGACAAAAAUUUACAGAUUAUAUGCUAAAAAUGUUUCGUGACUUGGAUAUGCUGUCAACUGUACUAGAUGACAAUGAAGCAAUGAUAUAUAACAGAGCAAGGUGUUACGUUUACAACAAAAAAGGACGUCUGGUAAACGCACCGUAUGUGGACAACUCCUACAAAUGGGCUGGUGGAGGCUUUCUGUCAUCAGUAGGUGACCUUCUGAAAUUUGGAAAUGCCAUGUUGUACAGUUACCAAGUUGGACAAUUUAAAAACAGUGGUGGCAAACUUCUUCCUGGGUACCUCAAACCAGACACAGUCGCAAUGAUGUGGACCCCAGUGCCAAAAACUGAAGUGUCAUGGGACAGGGAUGGUAAAUAUGCAAUGGCUUGGGCUGUAGUAGAGAAAAAGCAACAAUAUGGAUUUUGCAGACAGCAGAGACACUAUGCAUCUCAUACAGGUGGUGCAGUGGGGGCAAGUAGCGUCCUCCUGAUUCUUCCUGAAGAUCUGGACUCCAAAGCCAUAGACACUGCACUAGUGGCACCACCUAGAGGAGUGAUUGUUAGUAUUAUUUGUAAUAUGCAGUCAGUUUCCCUCAACAGCACUGCCUUAAAGAUCGCAAGGGAAUUUGAUAAAGAAAAACGGGCACAAUACAUAGAUUAAAAAAAAAUAAAAAUGUGUAACUGAACUCACUGUACUGAAACAUAGAAAAUGGAGAAGGAGAUCAAAUUAGACUCUGAGAUAUGUAAGAAUACAUGAGGAAAAAGUAUCAACAGUACACUUAAGUGUGGCAGCACUAACAGAACUUAAGCGUAGCUGGAAUUCAUCUCUCAGGGAAGUUCCUAACCGAUAGAAAAGAAAAAUGUAACAGUCAAAUUUGACUUCCUGCAUUACCUGUGUAAAUUAUUACUUCAGUAGCAGGUUUUCUUUCCUCAUCUAGUUAAGUACUUAACAAAGAUUAAAAAAGAAAACAAAAAAAGGAUUUGUUUCUUGUACUGAAUACAACAAAAAAUUAUCUACCUUAAAUGUUAAAGCUUUUGAACAACUUGCACAUCUUGAUUUGGGCACGUAAAGACUGAAUUUGUUACUUUCAAAGUUAAGAUCUGCCAGACCUGUUCACCAUUGCUUCAAAAUGGUUUUACUGUUGACUUUUGUACUUUUACAUACAGCUUUUCUUAUUUGUCUGAAAAGCAAAAAACAAAGCUACCUCCAGAAUGAAGAAGUACCAGAAGUACGCUUUAGUCAGAGUUAUAGAUUGCAAAGAAUUAGGAAAUGAGCCUAGAAUAAUGUGUGUAAAUCAUUUGUUAUUUGGAUGUUCUCACUUCCAUUUUUAUUACACAGAGAACAUGAGAUUAUUGUACCAUGGAAAUAAGGGUAUUAUUUCACAGUUGAAUAUGCCCAAAUAGCACAAUAUGAUGAGCUGUCAGUCCCAUUAUUACUGGAUGAUACACAUGCUAACUUCGGUAGUAGAAAUGGUAGCUAAUAGCUGGAAAUGGCACUAUGUUCUGGAACAUAGAUAUUCCUUCAGAUACAGGAAUAAGGAACUAAAAUCAGUAAAAUUUAAAGCCCAGUCUUGAAGCCAGUAGUAGAAGUCUUGAAGGUUUUUUUUGAGAUUUUGUAAUUUUUUUUUUCUCCAUUUUGAAGACCUGCCUCAAGGAGUUACUUUUAUACAAAGCUGAACAAGAAGUUGUUGUAGACUUCCAGAUAAGUAUUAUCUAACUUUUUUUUUUUUUGAGAGAUACAGUAAUAGCUGAUUAUAUUAAUUUUAUAUAUUCCAUAAUGGCAUGGAAGAUCUCCAUAAUUGCCAAGGCUUUGUUGCUUAUUCUACUUCCCUUGUGGUUACAUCAGACAUUAUUUCCAGGUUGAGACAAAACAAAGCAUUGUUAAGAAAAGGUUUGAAUACUUACAUCUCUGCACCAUUUAGCAGCUCUGCUUUGCUGAAUAGAAGGAGACAGAUGUCUUGGAUAACAAUUGAAAUAAGGUAGCUUGGGAAAGAUGCAGGUAUGACUAUGCUUUGGCAUUAACUUUGUAGUUGAUGCCUGCUAUUUGAUGAAACACCAUGUUGUCAGCUCUGUUCUCUGUAGGCCUGUGAUUAUUUCUUUUUGGCUAAGACAGACAAACCAAGAAAUGUAUUAUUUUGAGGUGUCAGUGCUCUACCUGCAUUUUUAAUUGACAAUAGGGCUCUUCAAAAUUUUAAUUGUUCUUGUACCUUAAAACAGUAAAAAAGGUACACCCGAACUAUUUGUUUUUUCUAGCCCACCAAAAUUUUACUUUUGUAUUUAUGAAUCAUUGGUUGUCUUGGUAUCUCAAGAAUAUCAAAUCAGUAAAGACAGGCUAGGUAAACCUUUCUCAAUAAAAUUGCCUUUGGUGAUGCAAUGUAUUCAAUUACUCCCAUUUGAAUCUUUGAUAUUGUUUGAGAGUUCAAUACUGGAGAUACUCAUCUUCAAUGGCAGCAUUUUUUUUCCAGUCUUCAGCACCGACUAGCUGUGUAAAUGUGCAGCAGCAGAAGUCAUUGCCCAUUUUACACAGGGAACAAGAUUAAGUAGUUCUGAGUUUCCAUGUUCAAGAAUACCUGAACAGAAGUUGACCGAACACAAUAUUUUAAAUAUAGAAACUCUGAAAAGCAACGCUGCUACUCCAGGUUCCAUUGUACUUUAGCAGACUUUUCUUGUACGAUGAAUUUAUUUUGCAAGUAGUAGUUAUUCUCAAAAGCUUUGUGUACUUCAGAAGCAACAAAGUUCACUUACUGGCCAUUCUGACUGGGUUUAGACAAAAAAUGAGCAUGUAGAAGGUAUAAGUCUAUUAUUAUGCUUGUCUACAUAUGACUGAACAGUAAUGAAUGCAAAUGUUUGAAGUAUCUAAGAAAGUGAGUAGCGCUAAGAAGUGUUUUAAGAUACUUGUAACACUAAGAUACUAACAGUCUCUCGUUCCCAUCACAGAAUAUGUUUAGCCACCAAUUUCUUAUAUGCGAAGACCACGUUGUUUUUAUCUCCUGUAACUUAAGGCUUUAAAAGCCUAUUAUCGUAUCUACAGUACUGGAAAUGUUAUGGAGUCUACAUUUCAUCUUCUAACACCUGUAGCAAAAUGGGUCAGUAACUUUCUCUAAUGUGGUACUUCAUCAUAAAUCUUAAGUUCUUAUAUGUUGGGGUCAGGGUGGGAAGAGAAAGCAGGUACGUGUGACUAGAAAUCAGUUUGACUGUUAGCAUGUGUAGUCAGGUCACAAGUGAUUUAAUAUUGCUACUGUCAUCUUAGAUCUGAAACCAGUUAUUUGAUAAACAAGCAAGAAAUGGGGGAAACUGGUAAAUUAAGAGCAACUUAGGUGACUCACAUGCUCUUAAAUUAACUUUUGUUGUGAAAACAGUGUGGUGCUGACAUAAAAGUGUACUUCUUUUAAAGGCAUGUGUACAAAAUUGGUGCAUCUAUUUCUGUAUCAAACACCUACUUUUUGCAUUGGUAAUUAUCAGUGUUCGCUAUGUGAAUUAACUGAAAUAAAACAUGUUGCAAACGCACUGAAUUACAA